AUGAAGAAAAAAGGGCCUUGUGACGAACGAAAGACUGAGUUACUAUUUUGCUUGCUACGUAGCUCUUGUUGCCAAGAGAAAAAACUCACUCCUCGACAGUGUUUAGAACCGGAAAACUUUCCUAACGAGUGUGCACUUGUCAGGCGUGCUUUCCACCUGUGUUGCCUUGAACCA
Messenger RNA from Heterobilharzia americana, 174 nucleotides. The record is from the annotation of a GenBank genome assembly. Lineage: Eukaryota; Metazoa; Platyhelminthes; Trematoda; Strigeidida; Schistosomatidae.